Molecule: messenger RNA, 2556 nt
Organism: Cylindrotheca closterium
Lineage: Eukaryota; Bacillariophyta; Bacillariophyceae; Bacillariales; Bacillariaceae
Source: the annotation of a GenBank genome assembly
AUGGAUGCCAAACAACAACAAAUUGGCAAGGAAUUGAAGGUUGUCAACGCCCAACAACGAAUUGGCAACAAAUUGAAGGCCGGUGGACAAUCAAUUGCAGAAGAUGGCAAUGUUGACACAGCCGUCAAAAGAGACACUGCUGUUGUUUGGGAACAAGCAAAUGGGACUCUGUUGGAUGAUGACGCCCGUCAGCAACAAAGCUGCGAGAAACCCCCAAUUGCAAGUGAUAAAGAUGGCAUCACUAUCCCAAAGAAAGGCGUUGACGGUGCCAUGGAAGAAAAGCAAAGUGUAGAUGAUGAUGACCGCUCCAACAAUACUAGCAAGGACAAUAGUUCUUUAAUGCUUUUAGACGACAAGGUGUCUAAAAUUUGGAUAGAUUGUUCCCAAGACAAAGAGUCUAUACCCCUACCCACACAACAGGACGAUAUGAAGCAAUCACCAGACUUCAAUCAGUCACAAUCAACCGUCUCAAUCAGUUGGAAUCAAAGCACUCUACCAACGUUGGCAGAAGUAUUGAAAAGAUCCGUCCAACAGCCAGAGCAGAAUUUUGGAUUGGAGGCCAUGUGCUUUCUUCGCAACAUUGCCGACAGGUGGUUCCAAUUGCCACCCUCUGCGGUUCUUGACAACCAUAUCUCUUCAUGGAAACUUCAGAAGAAUGCUAGGGCAGGCUUUGGCUAUUUGUUCACACUUGUUCAGCAAAAAGACUUGCAAAAACGUAUCAAGACCAUGCAUGAGGAUAUGGUUGACCUGCGAAAAAAAUGGCAGACUACGGCUCAGGAAUACCACCGUGAAGCCAUGUUCUUUGACAUCAAGGUGGAGAAAACAUUUGUCCAGAAAUCAUGGGACCGACUUGAAUGCAUCUAUCUUUCAUACUGUAUCAUGAAGCACAUCCUUCAGAUUGCUACCUGCAGUUCGUUUGAUCGUCAAACCGCUGAAGACUGUCUCUACUUUUCUUUCAAUAUGGUGGUCAAUGAUGCCAGCCGUAAGCAUCAAAUUCUUGGCUUUUAUGCAUCCUUGUGCGUUCUUUUCCCAUCUGAAGCCCACAUUUUGGACCACAAGGCCACAAUCAUCAAGUGGUGGGGAAAAAAGGACAGAAGGCCAUGCAGCCCGCUCAUUCUACAAAUGGAUUCGAUCGGAGAAGUUUUCCACUAUCACAAAUGCCAAAACAACAACAAGAAUGAAAGAUGCUCUGGUCAAACUUGGGAAGUAUGUAUUCCCAGAGUAGGAAUUGAGCUGCCAAAGCCAAAGAAAAAUCCAAAGCCCCCGUCACCAGCAGCGGCCCCGGCACCAGCUCUGUCAUCAUCAUCAUCAUCAUCAUCAUCAUCAUCAUCAUCAUCAUCAUCAUCAUCAUCAUCAUCAUCAUCAUCAUCAUCAUCAUCAUCAUCAUCAUCAUCAUCAUCAUCAUCAUCAUCAUCAUCAUCAUCAUCAUCAUCAUCCGUGUCACCUGCUUCAACACCUGCAAGCAAUGAUGUGAUACACUGUUAUACCAGGCUUGGAUCAUGCUAUGAUGAUGAAAUUGCAGCAUGGGGCACAACAGAAUUUUUCUACUGUGAUGACGAUGGUAACAAAAACUAUGUGUUGGUCUCAACUAUUCAGUUGAUGAUGUUCAAGAACCUACACUGUUAUGAACAUGGAUUCCGAUUUUGCGAGGGUGCUAACUUCCCAGUAGCAAAGGAUGGCAAGUGUGUUGAAAGAUAUUUUCCAACUGGGAAGAUGUCUCAUGUACAACAAUCACCCCCACCAAAGAAAAUGCAUUGGCAAUCCUUCAGAUAUGAUAGGAUGGACUCUUUGUUCUUCCAAGAGCACAUGGAACCAAUCAUUAAGGUGGAUCCCAAAGAGAAUGAAUCGGAGGAAAAACUGUCAUCUGAUGAAGACAAGAAGGAAGGUUCAUCUGGUGAAGGAGGUGAUUUUCCUAAGUUUACACCCAGGUUUGAUGAGCUGACCAAGGCUAUUAUACGCUGGUGUCAACAACAACCUGGUGGAGACCAGGUUUUUAGUGGAGUGAACGGUGGAAUUUCAGUGUAUUCUUGGGAUGUUGUGGAGGAAGCAUUGCACUUUGAGAACAAGGGGAGACACCUGAGAGACCUUGAGUACAAGGUGGGUCACUGGGAGGAUAAGGUUCUUGUGGCCUCUGUUAGAGACUGUGCAAUCUUUGCUUGGAACUGCAUGAGAGAUGGCAUGUACUACAACAGACCUAGUUUUCCAAAUGCAUUUGGUGAAGAGGGUGGGGAUGUGCAGAGGCUUUGGGUGAGGCUUGGUAUUGACUCAAAUACACCAAUGGGAUUCUCCAGAGUCACCUUGGAUGUCUAUGUGGUGGUCAAGGAUUUGGCCUAUGAUUUCUCCAUGAGUAUGAGUACUACAAAGAAACCAUUCAAGCAGACAGUGAUGCUUUCCAUUUUCCUGGAUGAUCAUAAAACCGAACCCCAAGCAACCAUGUUUUUCCUAGUGAUGACCUUCCACUACAAAUAUCUCAACAAUGAAGAUGACAAUGGCAACUCAAGUGCAGAUUCGGAUUCAGACAUGAUGGGGAAUGCUAAAAAGCGACAGAAAACUUAA